This is a messenger RNA of Racocetra persica, 909 nucleotides long. The record is from the annotation of a GenBank genome assembly. NCBI's taxonomy places the organism in Eukaryota, Fungi, Glomeromycota, Glomeromycetes, Diversisporales, Gigasporaceae.
AUGGCUUCUGGAAUUCCACCAUCUUCUGAUAAAAAUUAUUUUUCUGAAUGGGAACAAAUAUGUUUAGAAUUUUUUAGCAAUAACGAUAAAGAUGCUGAAGCAGUAGUUGGGCUUGUAGAAUUUGCAUCACGUUCUAAUAGAGAAGUCACCGUCAACAUCGAUUCUAUCGAUAAAAAUUUGAGAAAGGAAAAAAUUGAAGAAUUACUAGCAAAAAUUGGCUUUGUUAAUGGAGUAAUGCUUCAUCCUCAAGAGUUUGAUAAAUAUCUUGAAACUAAACGAAAAGUUCGAUCCGAAUUUCACCGAAAGAAAGCCAUCGAACUUUUCAAAGAAUUAGAUAAACUGUUACAUUCAAAACCUGCUAAAUACACACCACUUCACCGACUUUCAGAACUUGAAACUUAUCUUACACAAUAUAAGACGUCAGUUGGAGCUCUUCCGUUUAUAAAAGGAUUAUUGCAUGUUUUUAAACUUCAAUUGCACCAAUCUACACUUGCUUCAUGGACUUUUUUAGAUAAUACUUUAACCCAAAACGGGAUCGACUUUAUGAGGGCUACAGUUAAUUUGUUAGUCAAUGUAUUAGGGUUUGUGCAUACGGUUCAAGAAGCCGAUGAAAGUGGGGAACAAGGUAGUCUUCGUACGUGGUAUAUUGAUAAUACAUUAAGUGAUUACGAAAUUUUAAUACUUAUCAAGAAAUUCCCCAAAGAAACAUAUUUUAGUAAUGUUAGAGCAACAGGCUUAAUAGAACUAUCUUCUCAACAACGUUCCCCAAAUUUAAUUAAAACUUCAAAAGGAAACAUUGUUGGAAAAUUUUUUUUGUUUUGGUGGAAUCUGUUAAGAUGGUUGUUUAGUUUUUGUUUCGGAUUGGUUAAAUCUAGAAAAGUUAGGGACGAAACAUUACCAGAUAUUUAA